AUGAAUUCCAACAGAAUUAACAAUAAUAACAUUCGACAACAACAACAACAAAUAAUUGAUGGACAACAAUUAAUUCAAUCACGUUCAAGUAUUUAUUCUUCUGAUGGAUUUUCUUGUUCAUCUGACAGUUUACCUGCCCCUUUACUUUAUCAAAGAAAUUCUUCAAAUAUUCUAGAAUUUGAACAGAAUCAACAAAAUAUUCAUUUAAAUCAAAACAAUAAUAGUCAAGUUCAAACAAAUUUGGCUUGGGAUACUUUUAGGUUAUUACCUCCAGAACCUGAUAAAAAUAAUAAAGCCAAUUUAUAUAUCAUCUUUCUUCAAAUACUCAAAUUAUUAACAUUCUUUGUACUUUUUAUUAUCACACUUAGCAGCUCUAUAAUUUCUAAAUUAAUUUUGCUUGUAAUGGCGGCAGGUUUAGGACAAUCUGGUAAAAAUAUAAGUAUUUGUCCAGACAAAAUACCCGAAUCUACAGAAAAUAGGGUUAUUAUUUCACCAAAAAAUGCGGCAAAAUGGGCCUGGGCCCUUCUAUUGUCUUUAUGUUUACCUGAAUUAUUUUGUUUUGCUCGUUCUCUACAUCGAAGUAUGUUCAGAAAAGUUAGAGGCCUUGCUUUUGCUCAUUUUUUAAUUAUGUUCACAGUAGAAAGUGCUCAUGCAUUUGGAUUGGGUGCCUUAACUUUUAAAAUUAUGCCAAAUAUUUCAGCCAUUACCAUUCUUCAAUUAGCAAAUUCUUUGUGUUUAAUUCCUUCAAUAUUACUUUUAUUUAGUCGACCUAUUAAUCGCUGGCUUCCAUUAUUUUUAUUAAUUGAUACUAGUGCAAUUAUUGCUCAAUUAAGUGCUUUUAUUUGGAAGAAAUAUUUUCCGAUUGACAAUUUUAUAUUUUUAUGUACUUUUUUAAUUUCCAUUACUUGGUGGCAGAAUUUUAUGCAUCCAAAAUCGUUUUUUCCGUUAACAAGAUUUUUUGCUUAUUAUGCAACAAAAAUACGUGAAUGCCGUUCUAAGGCUUAUUUGAUAAUUUCGCCAUGGAAAUGUUUAAUUUUUACUUUUUGUAUGUUUCAAUUUGUUCCUUCAAAUAAUGUUCCAAUUAAUUAUUUACUUCAAAAAGACCCCUUUGGAGAACAUUUAAUUACCAUAAAUGCCUAUAAUUUAAAUCAAACACAAUUAAAUUUAUUUCAAAAAAGAAUGGAAGAAUUACAAAGAAUUAAUGAGGGUUAUAGUAAAUAUCAACAACAAAUAUUAACCCCAAAAAUUAACUUAAAUAGAAAAAUUGUUGAAGAAAUAAAUGGAUUAAUUAAUGGAACAAAAAAUAAUUUUAAAAAUAAAAAAAUAAUUGUUGAAAGAAAAAUUAAAGAAAAAAUUAAAAGGGAAAGAAGAAAAGUUGAGAAAAAGGAGGAGGAAGAAGAGGAAGAUGUAGCUGCUUAUAAUAUUUAUGAGGACCGUAUAGAAUUAAACCAAUUUACAACAGCUUUUGAUGCCCUCUGGUUAGCCUUUAUUCAAAUUGGAAGUUCUUUAAUUUGUCAAUUAAGUGCUAAAUUUGCUUGCAAAGUUUUAAUGCAAAGAAUGGGGUUGGCACUUCCAGUGUUUUUGUCUGUUCCAAUUAGUAUAAUAUUACUUUCAAAUUUUUGUCAAAAAAGAGCAAAAGAUUCGUGUUAUUUAAAUGAUUGGAUAAGUAAAGAAUUAUUUUGGAAAUGCCCUUCUAGAUCCUUAACUUGGAAUCGUUUUUGGAGAGAAUUUUCAAAUAUUUUGUGGUUGGGGUGGUGGUUAUCACAAUCUUGGGUUACAAUACACAUUUGGUUUCCUAAACAGGAGAGAUUAGCUAAAUCUGACGAUUUGUUCCUCCUCGGCUAUUUUGAUGGAGUAUUUCCUGAACAAUGUAUUUCUUUGGAUCGGAGAAGAGACGAUAAAAUUCGAAUUCGAUCUGAUGAAAUUGAAACUGAGGAUGAAGAUGAUGGAAAUGGAAGUACACAUACUUGUGAAUCAGCUGCUUCUGGAAAUUCUCCUAGGCCUACAGCUGGUUUAAUUAAUGCCACAUCUAUUAGUAGUAGUAUUAGUAAUACUAGUCAAAGGUCAGAUGGAGGAUUAAUAAGGGAGUUACCAAGUAGCGCCGAUACUAUUUGUAAAAUUUAUGUUUGCGCAACUAUGUGGCACGAAAGUGCAUUAGAAAUGGGUUGUAUGUUGAAAUCCAUUUUUCGACUUGACGAGGACCAAUGUGCACGUAGAAAUGCUCAACGUUAUUUGAAGAUUGUAGACCCUGAUUAUUAUGAAUUUGAAGCACAUAUUUAUUUGGAUGAUGCUUUUGAAUUAAAUGAACAUAAUAAUCCAAUACCUAAUAAAUUUGUUUAUCAAUUACUUGGAAGUAUGAAUGAAGCUGCCUCUUCUGUACACCAAACACAACUUCAACUACGUACACCCAAAAUUUGCAUUACUCCCUAUGGGGGUAGAAUUAGCUAUGUUUUGCCUGGACGAAAUAGGCUUUCUAUUCAUCUUAAAAAUAGAUUCCUUAUCAGACAAAGAAAACGUUGGAGCCAAGUUAUGUAUCUUUAUUUUCUUCUUGGAUUUCGUCUCACUCUUCGUGUUAAUGACAAUAAAAGGAGAGAAUUACUUGCAGAAAAUACUUUUAUACUAACAUUGGAUGGAGAUGUUGAUUUCCAACCAGAAUGUGUACAUUUAUUAGUUGAUUUGAUGAGGAAAAAUCGUCGAUUAGGUGCUGCUUGUGGUCGUAUCCAUCCUCGUGGAAUAAUGAUUUGGUAUCAAAAAUUCGAAUAUGCCGUUGGGCAUUGGUUACAAAAAGCUACUGAGCACAUGAUUGGUUGUGUUCUAUGUUCUCCUGGCUGUUUUUCACUUUUUCGAUCAUCUGCUUUAAUUGAUGAUAAUGUGGCGCGUAAAUAUGCAACUAAACCUUUCCAUUAUGUUCAAUAUGAUCAAGGAGAGGAUCGCUGGUUAUGCACUUUACUUCUUCAACGAGGCUAUCGAGUUGAAUAUUGUGCAGCCUCGGAUGCUUUAACUUUUGCACCAGAAGGUUUUAAAGAAUUUUUCAAUCAACGUAGAAGAUGGAUUCCCUCUACAAUGGCUAAUAUAAUAGAUUUACUUCAAGACUACAAAAAUGUUGUUAAAGUAAAUGAUUCUGUGUCUAUUUGGUAUAUUGCCUAUCAAUUAGUUAUGUUAUUCUCGUCUGUUUUGGGACCUGGAACUAUUUUCUUAAUGAUUGUUGGGGCUAUUUCUAUUUCUUUUAAUGUUGAUACACGUUUGGCUCUAUUAAUUGUUACAACACCUGUUGUGUGUUUUUGUAUUUGUUGUUUGACUUGUAGUACUGACACUCAGUUAUUAUUGGCACAAAUAAUUGGAGCACUUUUUGCAAUGUUAAUGACUGCAGUAAUUGUGGGGACUUCAUUACAAAUUCAAAAAGAUGGAAUUCUCUCCCCUCAUUCAAUAUUUUUGUUUACAGUUUUAGGCAGUUGGACAUUUUCUGCUCUUUUACAUCCACUUGAAUUUUUAUGUCUUUUACCUUGUGGACUGUAUUUUUUGGCAAUUCCUUGCAUGUAA
Messenger RNA from Meloidogyne enterolobii, 3540 nucleotides. NCBI's taxonomy places the organism in Eukaryota, Metazoa, Nematoda, Chromadorea, Rhabditida, Meloidogynidae. The record is from the annotation of a GenBank genome assembly.